Molecule: messenger RNA, 1371 nt
Organism: Synchytrium microbalum
Lineage: Eukaryota; Fungi; Chytridiomycota; Chytridiomycetes; Synchytriales; Synchytriaceae
Exons: 9
Coding region: 1-1371 (456 amino acids)
Biological process (GO): peptidyl-arginine methylation
Molecular function (GO): protein-arginine N-methyltransferase activity
Source: RefSeq, a predicted model, not a curated record
AUGCUGCAAGAUGUCGUCCGUACAUCUCUCUAUCAGUCUGCCAUCAUGGCCAAUUCUGCCUUGGCGUUCAGAGACAAGUUGGUUCUUGAUGUUGGAGCUGGCUCAGGCAUUCUAUCCUACUUUGCCGUCCAAGCUGGCGCUGAAAAAGUCUAUGCUGUCGAAGCUAGCACGAUGGCUGCAAAGAUUGAGAAACUAGUUAAAUCAACUAGCGAUACGAAGAAUCCGUAUCUGCGGAAUAGAAUUCAAGUCAUUCCAUCCAAAAUCGAAACACCCAACCUUCCAAUUCCUAAAGUCGACACUUUAAUAUCAGAACCUAUCGGUGUAUUCCUAGUACAUGAACGUAUGAUUGAAUCAUACUUGAUUGCAAGAGAUCGGUAUCUUAAACCUGGCGGUACAAUGAUUCCUUCUUCAGGAAACAUAUUUGUGGCUCCUUUCUCGGAUGCUACUUUGUGGACUCAGACUAUGGCUAAAGUUCGCUUUUGGGAACAAAACAACUUUUAUGGAGUUGAUUUCAGUUGUUUGACUCGGGAUGCCAUGGACGAGAUAUUUGGACAACCUGUUGUUGGAAACUUUGAUCAUCGGAUAUUGUCUGCUCCUGCCACGAGUCACCAUGUUGAUUUCAAGACGAUAUCAGUACAAGAAUUGCAAGAUUUUGUUAUUCCAGUGUCGUGGGUUUCUCCAUUUACAGGACUGAUACAUGGUAUAGCUUCUUGGUUUGAUAUCAAUCUAGGAGGAUAUAUCUUGACUACUGCUCCAAAUGCUGAAAGGACGCAUUGGCAGCAAGUGAGAUUUGUACUCAAAGAACCAUUAGCAGUAAACGCAUUCGAAACAGUCCGUGGAUGGAUUCGCUGCUCAGUCAACGAUCUAAGAUCAUACACUCUAACUUGCGAACUAGUCGUUGGAACCGAGACACCAUUAUCAGAUCCAUACGCUACACCUAUAAAACUACCCCUCUCAACCACAGCACCAACAUCGUCAUCAACGCAACCUCAUAAUAAUAGCAUACCGAUACAACUUGACGACCAAAACAACAUCCACGCAUCACUCCUUCUCCGUAAAAGGCGCUGCGAAUGGCAUCUUCACGAACAAACCUACCUGUACAAUUACGAUACAUUCCAGCAGGACUUCUCUAAACCUGAAUUCAUGUGUCUGUAUCCGGGUGGAACAGAUGGGAUUUUGAAUGAUGGUGGAUUGGCGCCCCCGAACGUACCUAGGAAUCCACCCAAUGUCGCAUUUAGUAAUGGUGGGAAUGGUGGCGGUGGGUCAUCAGGCGGAAUGAUGAGUAAUGGUAGUGUGAUGAUCGGAAUGAAUCAGCAGUUUGAUGGCUUUGGGUUGGAAGGAGGGCCUGGUGGGGAUGCUACCAUGUUAUAG